This is a messenger RNA of Pistacia vera, 655 nucleotides long. Its product is annotated as PHD finger protein ALFIN-LIKE 1-like. The record is from RefSeq and is a predicted model, not a curated record. Lineage: Eukaryota; Viridiplantae; Streptophyta; Magnoliopsida; Sapindales; Anacardiaceae. Gene Ontology annotation, biological process: regulation of DNA-templated transcription. Gene Ontology annotation, molecular function: histone binding; transcription cis-regulatory region binding; transcription coregulator activity. Bases 16 to 408 code for a protein of 130 amino acids. Gene Ontology annotation, cellular component: nucleus. The transcript is spliced from 2 exons.
UAUUGUUUAGUACUCAUGUCAGUUCUACUUGACAGGAAACGUCUAUUUAGCAUGAUCAAUGAUCUGCCCACUGUCUUUGAAGUUGUUACAGAAAGAAAGCCUAUAAAAGAUAAACCCAGUGUGGAUAGUGGUAGCAAGUCUCGGGGCAGCACAAAGAGAUCAAGUGAUGGCCAAGUUAAAACCGUCCCUAAGCUUGCAGAUGAGAGUUAUGAGGAUGAGGAAGAUGAACACAGUGAAACCCUAUGUGGGAGCUGUGGUGGAAAUUACAAUGCAGAUGAGUUUUGGAUUGGCUGUGACAUCUGUGAGAGGUGGUUCCACGGAAAGUGUGUGAAGAUAACACCUGCUAAGGCUGAGAAUAUAAAGCAGUACAAAUGUCCAAGUUGCAGCAUGAAGAGGGGCAGGCAGUAGUAUCACUAAACUCAAGUUACAAGUGGAGGAAGGGGUUUGAACAGCGUUCUUUCAGUGGCUGACAUAGUAUAGAAAGGUCUCUUUCAAAAGUUAAAAAGUUAUGUAAUGAAUUUGUUGUGAUGUUUGUUUAUAGCAGAUGCUUUGUUAGGGCUUCCCUGCUGAAUCCUUGCUUAAAUGUUAACUUAUAUAUAGUAGAAGUUGUUGUUUUAUGACAAUGCUUGAAUAAUAUUUGCAUGGUUGGUUUCUA